AUGGAUUUGUUGGCGUCCACUCUCUCGAUAGCAUCAUCAGCUUCUGAAUCCAUUGCUCCAGCCGAACCGAGCACACCGGUGAGCUCUCAACAAGCAUCACCAGUGACGCAACAUUUGACAACACCGGUGGCUUCAUCGACAUCAGAGAAUAUUGAAAGGCCGUCGUUGUCUUACAAGGAUUUGAUCAUCGAAGCGAUUGAGAGUAGCCCGGAGAAGCGUCUGAAACUUAAUGAAAUCUAUCAGGUGAUUCGCCUUCUCCAUCCAUACUAUCGUCAUCGACCGGAUCAAUGGGGAUGGCAGAAUUCGAUCCGCCACAACUUGAGUCUUCACGACUGUUUCGUCAAAUUGCCGCUAAAACAGACCUCUGCCAGUGGUGUUGUUGGACACUAUUGGACUGUGGUCCCUGAGCUUAGCGACAAGCAAACCCUUCGACGACGCAAUCGUGCACAGGCAAGAACUUCAUCAAAGAAAAGUGAUGGUGGAAGAACGUUCUCACAUGGUGACCGGGCUAGCUCGGGAAGUGGUGACACCUCGCCAAGUCCAUCGGAUCCAUCGAUUAGUCCUCCACACGACUUACCGAAGCCGCUUCCGUCUUAUAUUGGAUUGGAUUUGAUCAGCAAUUUGAGCAAUAUGAGCGUUGAGUACAAGGCCUUGUUACUCCAAGCCUUUCUCUACCAGAAUGGAUUUCUUCAACAGUCCCUUCAGAACUUAAGUGAAAACGGUUCAUCUCCAGUGACUACCCUUCAUCAAGCACUUGCUAACACUCUUCUCAAUCCCCAUUUGAACCCGGUGCUGGCUCUCAACCAGAUCGCCAACACCCUUCCAUCUGCACCCGUUCAAGCACCAUCGAUGUCGCCAAUUAAGUCGGAACCGUCAUUUGUUUUGCAGUAG
Messenger RNA from Caenorhabditis bovis, 891 nucleotides. Lineage: Eukaryota; Metazoa; Nematoda; Chromadorea; Rhabditida; Rhabditidae. The record is from the annotation of a GenBank genome assembly.